UCAGUUUAUUUACAUCGCGAGACGAAGCCCGCGGAACGAAGACCGAAUAAUUGUUGAAGACAGAGAUGAUUAAUGAAUAUAGCUGACGCCUGCUCUUUGGGGAUUUCAGUUUGGUGUCUGUGCGUUUUAUGUACAUGAUCUCCCCUAACUCUUAAAUAAAUUCACCUGGACGAGACCCUGGACAAACAGACCAAUGUCUCAGCCACUGGUCCCGCUCCAACAAAAGGCAGAGCCCUUGCUGGAUGUCCAGGAGAUGCAGCUCUGGCUGGAGAAAGCGGUGGCUUGGGGCCAGGCUGACAGUCCGGAUGCUCGGAAAGACACCUGCCUACACUUGAGCAGACUGAGGGAUUUCCUCCAGCAACUUCUGACACACAUCCACAAUACGAGCUCCACAACAGAGACCAUGAAGCGGCUACCUGUCAUAGGCCAGUUUCUAGGCCGGCUUUGCUGGAACCAUUAUGUCACAGCUGAUGCUACAAGCAGAAGGCUGCUAUUCCAGUGUCUGUGGGGACUGUACUCAGAGCAUCCAAGCAAUGCUGUGGAAGGAAAGGCCAACCAGUGGAUACGGAAAGUGUUGUGUCAGCUCACCACAGAAGAAGAUGAUACUGCAACGCAGACAUUAGUGAAACAUAUGGGUGUACCAACAACACAGUACCAUCUCAAAGUCCUCAGAAAGAUGGUGGCACUAGUGCAAGAAAACAUUGGAAAAGGCUGCAGUUUGCUGGGCGACAUAAGUCAGAGGUGUUCAUGUGACAGUAUUCUGGCUGCAUCAGAGGCAUGUGUCCCCCUGGUUACGUGUGCUGAGGCUGCUCCUCUUAUUGGUGCUUUACUUCAGCGGCCAUUGAUUUGUGCAAGGGCAGCUCUUAGCGAAGACUUCUUGGAUGCGCUGAGCUCCGCCUAUUCCAGCAAUUGCUUGUUGUUGGAGGAGCAGGCUGUUGUCUCUAUGUGGUAUCACAGCCUGUCCAGCCUAGAAGAAGCAGUGCUCAGUCUGCUGGAGUCUGUUCUCGCCAACACAGGGUCAACACUGCACAGGUUGGAGCAGCAACUGGCACAGUCACUGCUGCCUAAAGCCUGCGCUCAGCACUGCUCGAUAUUCUUGGUUGUAAAUGACAUCUUCAGGUCCAUCCUUAAGCAACUGGAAGGAAAUGAGUGUGUUAAGUCUGUCAUCCACACUUUUACCAACCGUUUCGUCAGGGAACUGUCACUGUUGCAACCUAAGAUGAGUAUAUCUUUGAAGGCCUUCUUCCCACUGUCACCUCAGAAUCUGCUGGGUCCUCUCUUGACCCAACCUUCAGAGAUGCCUCAGGAGUCUUGGAGACAUCACCUGAACUGGCUCAGUGGCUCAUUACAGAGACUGACAGAGGAGGAGGAGGAAGACGAAGACGGCAGCAGCACCAGGGGUCACCACAAAGUGUUUGAGGCCUGGUUCCUGCUGGUUCAGUGUGCCCACUGGAUGCAGGCGACGGCCCAGCUGCUGGUGACUGCAAGGCCAGAGGACUGUGACCCCCUGCUGAGGCUGCUGACCUUCUACCACCAUCCCACCAACAGGGGGCACCACAGGGCUCAACAGCUGGUACGUGCCAAAGAUGCAUGGGACCACCUCUGCCCCCUUUUCUCAGUAUUAGCUUGUCCUCCUCCCAUUGACCACCUACAGUCACUGGUCGCCCUUCUGUCACCAAACCCUCAGCAGCCAUCACUAGCUCCAUUAUCAGUCCUUGACCUCUUGGUCAACUUUGCUGUUUUCUCCCAAAAAUCGCUGAGUGGAUCAACAGAGAUUUUGCAGACGGUGGUGGAUCGGACUGGUCUGGUCAGUGAAGCAGUGUGUGUUCUCGGCUCACUGGAGCUCAGACUGAACGGAGGAAGCUGCUUAUCAAGCGACUCUAACAGAGUUCAUCUCAGGAUCAAGGCGCUUCAAAACACACUUACACAUAUGUAUGCAGCACAGAGCCCUGCUGAGAAACAAGCACACACUCACCCACUCUAAAGCAGGUGAGACCGCAUACCCACGCACACAUGCGCAUAACCUCGCAGCAGUGAGUUCAUCCUCAGCUCAGCGUUUUUUUGAUUUUUUUUGUUGUUUAGCACAUGUUUUCAGAAUGACAAAUUGCCCCGCUUUUGUGUAGAUAUGCUGCUGUACAAUGACAGGAGCGUGUCAAAACAGCACAGCGAGGACAGAUUAUAUGGAGAGGCUACAAUUAUACGCACGCACACACACACACACACACGACACAACUACAAGGCCCACAAGGACACUUCAGCAGUGACAGAUCACACUGCAAAGAAGCAGCAGCUCGCACAUCGUGUCAAAGUCCUCCCACUCAUAUAAUUGUCUCACAGUGCAAAUCCUUCACGCUACACAUGCUGACUGGAAGACAUUUAGGUUUGGAGGAAAAGAAAACCAAAUGCAAAUUGUAUAAUUAUAAUCUGUGAAAAAAUCUGUUUAUAUGAAAAAGAUUCCAACAAUACUGAAUAUAUGACAGUCUGCACAAUGAAAUGUAAUGUCAUGUAAUGUUCAUUUGAAUGUAAAUGUUCUGUUCUUUCAUUAUUUAUAAAGGUGAAGAAUGACUCUCUUUAUGUUUGAUCCAUCAUUUUUAGCACAGACAUUAAUAAUUACCACGGCCAUAUGAAUGUUCGCUGCUUCUAUCAGACUUUGCAAUGAUGUGCUAUGACACGUCAUGACUAUUUUUGAUGUCAAAGCAACAUUUUACAUCAUUUAGG
Molecule: messenger RNA, 2718 nt
Organism: Scomber scombrus (Atlantic mackerel)
Lineage: Eukaryota; Metazoa; Chordata; Actinopteri; Scombriformes; Scombridae
Gene: fancc
Product: FA complementation group C
Exons: 15
Coding region: 194-1984 (596 amino acids)
Biological process (GO): interstrand cross-link repair; nucleotide-excision repair; cellular response to oxidative stress
Cellular component (GO): Fanconi anaemia nuclear complex
Source: RefSeq, a predicted model, not a curated record